UUCCCGCGAAAAGUUCCCGCUAAAUUGACGAGGGCGCCAAAGCCAAAACAAAACUACAAAGUGGCCUGAUUCGAUGACAUACAGUAGAAUGCUAAAAGAAGCUUAAGGUUUUUGAUAGAAAAAGAUGAUGGAUACAACUGAUGAUACAGCUGAGGAAUUACAAAGUCCACUCCGUAAAAGUUCAAGAAAGAAGACUCAAACCUCGCAUUAUGGGCAUGAAAGUCCAAACUUUACCAGUCCUUCAAGUAGCAAUCCUGACAAGUCACAGGAAUCAGAUAUAACAGAGUUCAAACCAACAGAAAAUAGCGAUAAUGCUAAUGUUGAAAGCAGUGAUGAUGAUCUGCCAUUGAGUCAAUAUACCCCUGAGAAAGGAAAAAAGAGAAGUGCAAAGACUUCAAAAAAGUUACCUUCUGCAAAGAAAUUGAAAACAAAGAGAAAAAGUGGAGCUUUACCUGAAACCUUUCCUGAAAAAGGCUCAAUGUUUGAUAUCAUAAAAGGUGGAAGGGAUGCUUUGCAGACUGUGGUUGAUGACUGGAUUGAAAGCUACAGUAACGAUCGGGAAUCAGCAAUGGUAGAUCUGAUUCAGGUUGUCAUACAAUGUUGUGGAUGUAAAGGAACUGUCAGUGAAGACAUGCUGGAGGAGGAGGAAAAUGUGAAUGCCAUAAGAAAACUGACUGAAGAAUUUGAUGAGGAUACCCAUGAAUAUCCUCUCACCAUGUCUAGGCCAGAGUAUAAGAAAUUCAAGCACAAUUUCUGCGAGUUUAUCGGCGUUUUGAUAGAACAAUGUCAGCACAGCAUUGUCUAUGAUGAUUACAUGAUGGAGAAAUUAAUCUCCUGGCUUAUCAGUUUAUCAGAUUCUCAAGUGCGGGCGUUUCGACACACGAGCACUUUAGCAGGAAUGAGAUUAGUGGCAGCGCUGAUACAGAUUGCUUUAAAAGUCAAGGUCGAAUAUGAUAAUACCGAGCGUCAACUGCUUAGCGAGAAGGGAAAGAGUGUGUCAAAACGUGGAGUUCAAAAAAUGGAAAUGCUUCAAAACAAGAAGGAUCAGCUGCGGGAUAAUACUCAUGCGUUGGAAGAGUACAUGAACUUCAUUUUCCAAGGCAUAUUUGUCCAUCGCUACAGGGACAGUCGGCCAGAGAUACGAUCUCUUUGUAUUUCCGAGAUUGGAACAUGGAUGAAAGAAUACAGCAAUUACUUUUUGUCUCACAAAUAUUUAAAGUACGUAGUGUGGACACUGCAUGAUAAGGAUGGUGACGUUCGUUUUCAUGCCUUGCAAACGCUCCAUAAACUUUAUGAAAUCGAGGAAUUCCUUACUCAACUGGAACCUUUAACAUCCCGGUUCAAGGGACGAAUUGUUUCAAUGACACUUGACGUAGAACACACGGUUACCGUUGUUGCCAUUAAGUUGGUCGCAUUGUUAUAUCGUUAUCACGAGCUGGAUGAAGAAGAUUGCCAACAAGUAGAACAGUUAGUGUUUUGCAGUCAUCGACAAGUGGCUCAUGAAGCUGGGUCGUUUUUGAAUGAAAGACUUCUAGCUGAGGCAGAAAGUAGCAGUCCAAGCAAGAAGAAAGCGUCAAAGAAAUCAGAAAUUCAACGUAAGGCUGAAUAUUUUAAGAAACUUAUAAGCUUCUUUGUAACAAGUCAGAUUCACGAUCAUGCGGCGUACUUAGUGGACAGUCUUUGGCAACACUGCGAUUUGUUAAAGGAUUGGGACAUCAUGACAAGCAUGUUAUUAGAUGAUAAAACCGGAGAAGGUUUAUCAGAUGACGAGGAAUCUGCUUUGAUUGAAAUAAUGACGUGUUGUUGUCGUCAAGCCGCUACAGGACAGGGCCCACCUGGUCGCUUGGUAAAGCGGUUACUUAGCACGAAGGAAAAGAAGACAAUUGUUAAUGAUAAACAGGAAAUGAGUGGUCAUUUUAUGGUACAACUUCCUCUUCUCUUGGGCAAGUAUGGAACUGAUUUGCCUAAAGCUGAAAACCUUAUUACCAUUCCUCAAUAUUUUGAUCUCGAGGAAUUUACGCAAAGUAGACUCAGUCAGCACUUUGAAGAACUUCUUGAUCAAAUUGAUGAUUUGGUGCAGAAAGGACCCGAAACAUCGUUACUUGAAGAAUGUGCUAAAACAUACCGAGUUCUAACAGACAAUGAACUUACACUGAAGAGCAAAGCGGAAGUAGCUAGGAAUAAACUCAUCGAUAGCAUUGUGGAGUUACUCAAAGAAGGAUUGCAGAACUUCAACCCAGACCGUGGAAAUGCCGACGACGAGGAAGGAAAUGAUGAUGCAUAUGCUCUGGAAGUUAAUCUGAGAAGAAUUGCUGCCUUUUUUAGAUUUCACGAUCUUGGGGCAUGGGAACUUUACGAUACACUUAAUGAAAUUGCAAGAAUGAGCAAAGUGUCAGUUGAGGUGUGCUCAAAUGCGCUCAAUUCUUUAGAGAUGUGUUUAUUAUGGGCUUUUAAGGCAAUGAAAGAAAAAUCUCCAAACAAGCGUCAUAUGAGAACUUUGAAACAUCGUGUGGAUGAGUUCAUGAAUUUAUGUAGUAGUCUUUUAGAAAAAGAUUUUGACGAGCUUGGAAGGCAGGCGUUUUUGUGUGUUUGUGAUAUUAUCGUUAUAUUCGCUAAACAACUUAAUAACAAUUAUCCAUCAUUGUCUUCACUCGUAUACGUACCCAAUGACGUAUUCCAAGAGAACUGUGUAACAUUCGCAACACGUUACGCGUUCUCGGACCUCAACGUCGAGCAAGAAAGAGAGGAUGAAGAUGAGAACACGGAAAGUGAAGUGCAAGAAUUAAACAAUAAGAGAGUUGUGUUGUCUGGAUUAUGUAAACUUUUCGCAUACAAUAUAUUCGACAUGCAUCGAGCUUCAGAGGUGUUCUCAAAAUUUAUAUCGGCAUUUGGGAAUUUUGGUGAUAUCAUUAAACAUACCAUGUCAAAAUGCAGAGAAAUAAAUAUAGAAUAUUAUACCAAAACCAUAGUGUUUACACUAUUUGAGGAAUACAAAGAGCUUUGUAACAAUGAAGACCGUUCACCGGACAAAACCUCAGAGGAAUACAUUGCCCUAAAAGAACUUGCAAGAAGACUCGCGUUAACUUAUGGCAUUGAACUAACUAAAGAACCAAUUCGCAAAGCGAUGAUCAAUUUACACAGAGCGGGUAUUUUACUUAGCUUAGAACGAGAUGUCGCAAGUAACAAAAAUAACGAGCAUGAUGAGAAUACAGACAUCCUUUUACCAUAUAUCGGGUUUUUUGAUAUAAUAAAUGAAUGUUCUUCAAGAUUGAUAUCUCAAGAUAAGAAAGCUGUCUUAAAGAUUCUUAAGAAGCAAUUAGAUGAUUCAAAAUUAGACAUAAAGGAUGCAAGGGGUGAUCCAGAACUGCAGUCGUUGGUGUCAUACUAUAAGACCAUACUGGAAGGAAGUCAAGGCACUGUUGCGAAAGCCACAAAAAUGCGUCCAGUGCCUCAAAAGGCGAAGAGGAAGCUAUUGGUGGAAGAGGUGUCAUCGACAAGAAAAACCCCAGCAAAACGAAAAUCAGGCGCGAAAGAUCAAACCAGUCCUCGAGAAAUCGAUGAAGAACAGCCACCUUCGGGUGAAACAUCACCUGUACCAAGGGAACAGCCACCUUCGGGUGGAACAUCACCUGUACCAAGGGAACUACAAGACGAUGACACUCGACAACAGACUAAGAGAAAACGAAGCGUUAGGUCAGAUGAAACCCACGAAGAAGAAAACAGUGAAGAUGAAUUUCAAGAACCCAACAGCGUUAAAGCUUCCUCUCAAGCCUCGUGGGUUGCAAGUCAACCAAAGAAUAAACGUUCAGCCAACCAUUCCAGAGUUAGCUAUGGGAACAACACCAAAGAUGAUAGUCGAUUUAGACCUCUCUUAGAAGAAGAGGAAGAGGAAGAAGAAGAGGAGUUUAUCGAUGACGAAAAAAGAUCGAGUCCUGUUGAAUCACCUAAGCCAAAAACGCCACCCCGUAAGCGGACGAAGCGAGACCUUCCGGAAGAAAUUUUCGAAGAGUCACCAGCACCUCAGUCGCAGUCGGACGAAGAGAUGCCAUCUGGUUUAAAUGUAUGAAAGAUACUUUAUAUAUUUAAUUCGGUUAUGAUAUACAGUUCUGUUUUUAUUGUACAGUUAUCACACUUUGAGUAAAUAACGUUAUCUUUACUAUAGUUUAGUAUAUGUUGUGGAAAAGGCCUUCCACCAAGGUUUUAAGAAUUUUAAAUAAAAGAUGAGUUCGUUGGGAAAA
Dendronephthya gigantea is the source of this 4238-nucleotide messenger RNA. Its product is annotated as cohesin subunit SA-2-like. Gene Ontology annotation, molecular function: chromatin binding. Lineage: Eukaryota; Metazoa; Cnidaria; Anthozoa; Malacalcyonacea; Nephtheidae. Gene Ontology annotation, biological process: sister chromatid cohesion. The record is from RefSeq and is a predicted model, not a curated record. The transcript is spliced from 43 exons. The coding region runs from base 125 to 4066 and encodes 1313 amino acids. Gene Ontology annotation, cellular component: cohesin complex; chromatin; nucleus.